This is a messenger RNA of Pseudo-nitzschia multistriata, 2965 nucleotides long. NCBI's taxonomy places the organism in Eukaryota, Bacillariophyta, Bacillariophyceae, Bacillariales, Bacillariaceae. The record is from the annotation of a GenBank genome assembly.
GACCGCUGGUGGAUAGAUCGAGCCGGAAUACGCCAUGUUGUUACUGCAACCGAUUUAAAYAGCAUGUCGACGAUUCUUUCAUUCCACAAAAAUCAUCGCAAGCUAGUGCUAACAACGGCAGCCAUCGCUGCCAUUUUGACAGCCGGAAUACUGACGACCGAUGGUCGUUCGAACUUGUAUUGYGACGCAUUUUCUACCGAACAAAAGUUCCAGGGAAAGAACGUGGACACUGGAUUGUCUCGAUCUUCGAUCGACAAAGGUAUUGCUUCGAGAAAAUUUGGCGGUGUUUUUUUUCAGAGCGGUUUGCAGCCAAGAAUGAAUGCUAUAACUGCCAAGAUGGCUUCCUCGGACGAGAAUAUGCAAACGGCAACGCCGACAAAAAUGGAGGGCGAACACGACACAACAGCACGAAUCGAGCCGGCAACAACGAUCGAGGAGAACUKGGGCGACGGGACAAAGGAAGAAUCCAGUGAUGAUYUUCCCUUCGACAUGCUUGCCUGGAAGACCUACGAACCGUUAAUGGAGGAUAUCUUGAUGCAGCGACGAGCCAUCAAGAAUGCCGACCCGGAWACGAUUGCAAAGUGCCGGGCGUUUCUGCUGAACAGCAAAYCCUUCUUGGCACCACUUUUGGAUGUUUCGGAUAUUGUCAGGAGCAACCCCGGUCGCAAACGGGAGGCAUUGGAACUGGCUCUCACCGAACAAUCCGAGUUGUUUCGACAGCGCUUCGAUUUCACCGAAGAGGAAUACCAGUUCAUCAACAGGUGCCUUGUUUACAUGGGAGACGCGUGUGCAAAAGAACAGUCAAAACAGAACAGGAUCACAAAUCGCGAUGGCAACGAUGAUAACAUUGAUCCUCGGUUCCCAAUUUAUGUUGUUUGGCGCAAGAUCAAAGAAAUGGGACUGUUGAUACGAGAAAAAUCACUUAGCUCAUACAUGUAUAUCCUCAGUUCUACUGCGAAACAUGCGAUCGGAACCGAUGAAAACGGCCCCGCCAACACAAACGAUGACUUUAUAGAAGAUACCCUCUUGGAAGUAGUUUCGUGGCACGACACAAUCUACGCCCCAAGUGAAAAAACACUGACAAUUCGAUUGAAAGGAUUGGUCGCGAGAGGGAAAAUCGACGAAGCCGAGGAGAUGUUCGCUGCAAGUUUCAAUGGUAGCGAUAACGCCACUUCCGCGACGGAGUCACAAGAAACGACAGAGUCGGACGGCAACGAAAACAUACAAGGGCGGUUGCGAACCUACAUGCCACUCAUGGAGCACUAUUGCAAGGUCGGUGAUUUGAAGUCCACCCUGAGGUUGUACCGACAAAUGCAGAAGUGCGUGGGUGUACACUUCGAUGUGGAAUCCUACACCAUUUUGUUGUCGUCGCUGGCCAGAUUUGGGUAUUUCUUUGAUGSCAAACCGCAACCAGCGAGCCAUGGACAMAAUGCGAGCGACGACGACGACGACGAYGAYCAKGACCGCAACCUCUACGGACCAAAAUUGUUUGAUUCUUUGGUGUCGGACAUGGCAAAUGAUAUUUUGGAGCUMACCGAAGCGACUGCCAACGAACUCGCCGAGGCAUUCCGAACGGGCAUCAAAGAGCACUUGGGAGACACUUUGAUCACCGAAGAGAAGGUCGAAUCAGGACCAUCUGCGAAAUCCGUCAUUCUCGAUCGGGUCGAACUUCCAAAAGGGAAUGGAACCUGUCCCAUCACCGGUGUGAAACUUCGUUUGUUGGCGUUGGACGAGACGCAACGACAGCACGUCCACGAUACGUUGCUAGAAAUGUCAAAAAAGAACACAGAAGAAUUCCUAGCUUCAAACAUUAAGUGGCAGGAGUCGAUCAAAGAAACAAAUCCUGGAAGGCCAGACAAUAUUCAGACGAUGACAUCAAAGAUGGAAGAAUCCUACGGAUACCAAGAGCUACGGAAGUUCUCGGAAUGGCUAGAGUGAGUUACUGUACUUGGCAUUUUGAUAUCGUUCAAGUCAUUCUAUGUUGCCUUUUUGGGAACGUCAACGUUUACGGAAGUUUAUGUUGAUUUUGUCGCUACCSGUACCCCUAACAGCUCUCUUUUUUCCUGAUGUUUUCGUUUACUAAUUCUACCAACGUCAUCGCUUUAUCGUAGCGAUCGAAAGGGUAAUCUAUUUACGACGAUAGUCGGUAAGUUACUGUGACAUACCAAAACUUGAUUGUAUGUCGUUCUCUUCUUUUCUUUUUGAUCUAAUGGCUUGAUUGUCUUUUUGAAUCCAAUACCAAUAAAAGAUGGUGCAAAUGUGGCUUACUACGGACACAGCAAUGUUCAUUACAGUUCUCUGAAAAAAGUUGUUGAAACGCUUGAGAGCAUGGGAGAACGACCUCUUGUAAUAAUGCCCGAAAAGUACACAGCCAAGAAGUUUUAUGUGAGACCAAGAUACUAUCAGAAGUUAUCAGAAAAAGAUCUGCAGGUGAUUGAUUGGUGAGUUUGAAUUCAGAAGUCUUAUGGAGACGCCAGAGCCAUGAAAUGGAUUGUUCUAAUAUUGUUUAUGCAUAUAUAUCAAAUCUAUUUCGUGAAUCCAAGGCUUCGAGAAAAGGAAAUAAUAUACGUCGUACCUCGAUUUGUUUUGGAUGAUUAUUUUUGGAUGCUAGCCAGCGUAUCAAACCAGACCAACGCUGCACAGCACGGAGAUCUAACAAUACCCAUAGGAGACGACCAAGGUAGAUUCCCGGGAAUGCGACCAUUGCUAAUUACAAACGAUCAGAUGAGAGAUCACAAACUCGAUCUCCUGGAACCUCGCGAGUUCAGACGUUGGUGCAGUUGCCAYAUUGUCAACUAUGACAUCGGAGAAUACGAUGAAGACGAGUGGGAGGAUGAUAGAGAAAUCUCUUUGUCUCCUGCUGAUUCCUUCAGUCGAGAGAUGCAACCAAACAUGCAUCCCAAUGGAAAUGGGAAUGUGUGGCAUUUUCCGAUUGGAGAUUCAUCAGAGUGGCUUUGCAUAUCAA